Molecule: messenger RNA, 1702 nt
Organism: Hevea brasiliensis (rubber tree)
Lineage: Eukaryota; Viridiplantae; Streptophyta; Magnoliopsida; Malpighiales; Euphorbiaceae
Product: chorismate mutase 2
Exons: 5
Coding region: 668-1504 (278 amino acids)
Biological process (GO): aromatic amino acid biosynthetic process; chorismate metabolic process
Cellular component (GO): cytoplasm
Molecular function (GO): chorismate mutase activity
Source: RefSeq, a predicted model, not a curated record
CGUGCAAGCAUCAUGUUCGUGCAAUCACGCUACGCCAAACCAAAACUGUACCUACGGAGAAGGAGAAGACCGAAGAUGCUAUACGCCCACUGCUCUCCCACCAUCUGGUUCUGUUGUUUUCUUGCAAUUGUAGUAUUUUAAACCACAAAUAAGAGACCCUUGGGAAAAUUAGAUAACGGAUUCAGACUUUAGACGACUUGAAAGCUCUCUCUCCGGAUUUCUUAACUUUCUGUUUGGUUAUUGAGAAUCUCAACAGGCGAAGAAAAGAGGGACUGACGAUAUCUAGAAUUGGAAAGUUGGAUUCUUCAUCUCAGGUUUGGUUUCUUUCAAGCAAAAAAAAAUCAUCUUUAAUGGUCCCGAGUUUCUCUCUUUUCACACUAACGUUUCUCUUCUUUCACAUUAACCGUUGAUUUCUCUGCAAUUAAAUUUUGCUGUUUUUUUUUGACAUUUUUGCUUUCCUUUUCUACAGCGUAUUGAUUUUUUUUUUUUCCAUUUAUAUAUACAUUUUUUUCGCCUUGAUUUUUUUCGUGUGUGGCUGUGGUCAAUGUUUCUUGUUGGGUCCCUGUCGUAAAUCUAAUUGUUUCAUUUGUUCGUUGGUAUUCUCUGCAACAAGCAAUUAUUAAACCCAAAUGGUAUUCUUCUCCUUCCUGGAACUUUUUAUGCUUAAAUGGAUUUGCUAUGGGUACUGAUUCUUGUUUUAUUGUCUCUGAGUAGAUAUAAUAUGGCAAUGGCGGACAGCAAUUCUGUGUCUCAUUCUGGGAAUGCCUUAAACCUUGAGUCGGUGAGAGACUCUUUGAUAAGACAAGAGGACACCAUUGUUUUUAGUCUGAUAGAGAGAGCAAGGUAUCCCGUCAAUUCUCGACUGUACAAUCAAACUUUGGGGUUGGUUCCUGGGUUUUCUCGGUCCUUGGUUCACUUCAUUGUUAAGGAAACGGAGGCUAUUCAAGCCAAGGCCGGGAGGUAUGAGAAUCCAGAGGAAAAUCCCUUCUUCCCAAAUGGUCUACCACCCUCAGUGGUGCCGACUCAUAAGUAUCCUCAGGUUUUGCAUCCCGCAGCUGCCUCCAUUAACAUAAACGAGCACAUAUGGGAUAUGUAUUUUAACCAACUUCUUCCAUUGUUUGUUGCUGAGGGUGAUGAUGGCAACUAUGCGUCAACUGCUGCUAGUGAUCUUAACUGUUUGCAGGCCCUCUCUAGAAGAAUCCAUUAUGGAAAAUAUGUGGCUGAAGUUAAAUUCAGGGAAGCUCCACAAGAUUAUGAACCUCUAAUUCGUGCUAAGGACAGAGAUGCUCUGAUGAACUUGUUGACGUUUAAGAAUGUGGAAGAGAUGGUGAAGAAGAGAGUUGCAAAGAAGGCAACUGUGUUUGGGCAAGAAGUAACCCUUGGAAACAAUAGCAGUGGAAAUUACAAGAUUGAUCCUUUGAUAGUUUCUCAUCUCUAUGCAGAAUGGGUAAUGCCGCUCACCAAGCUUGUUGAAGUUGAGUAUCUCCUUCGCCGACUGGACUGAAAACCUUAUAUCGUUCACGAGUAAUCGAUGAAUAUUUUCAUUAUUCUAAAGAACACAGGAAUCAGAUAUCCAGCCCAUGCAAAAUGUCCCAUUUAGAUAUGGAGAAGCAUGCUCCAGUAUGUUCAUUGGCAUUUCAAUGCAUGUGUUAUGCCUUACUGAUUAUGUAAGAUUUUAGAAAUAAAACAUUAUUUGGUAUGA